Eleginops maclovinus (Patagonian blennie) is the source of this 5386-nucleotide messenger RNA. RefSeq names its product sorting nexin 33 (gene snx33). The record is from RefSeq and is a predicted model, not a curated record. The transcript has 2 exons. The coding region runs from base 884 to 2572 and encodes 562 amino acids. Gene Ontology annotation, molecular function: phosphatidylinositol binding; protein binding. Gene Ontology annotation, biological process: cleavage furrow formation; endosomal transport; protein transport. Gene Ontology annotation, cellular component: cytoplasmic vesicle; plasma membrane. Lineage: Eukaryota; Metazoa; Chordata; Actinopteri; Perciformes; Eleginopidae.
UUGUCCAAGCGUAACGUCAUGGAAAGAGUUACUUUGUUGCGGCUCGCACAGGAAGGAAUAACCCCUAAGAAACAACACUGACCAGGGAUGUGGGUUGAUACUUUUGAGCAGGACACUGUUUGGUUUCUGAUUUGACUUUAUUUUCCAAUUUAAAGCAUCGACUGAAGAUGCGCAGGAACCUGUUUACAAGGAAAACGCUGCAAGUUUCAGUCUGAGGGAAUGCGGAGCAGGCUCACAAUGCACCGGGAUACCAUUACUCAUCCCUCUGUUUUUCUCCACGCCGGGACACUUUGUUUUCAUCAUUUUUUCACCAUGGAGCGUUUUAGGAUCUGUAAUGGCAAACAAGGGUCCGAUGAGUGAACAAAGCGAGGCUGCAGCCCUCUUUUUUAAAGGAUUAAAACAACCCACGGUGCUUUUGGAGGAGCCUUUCGGUGAAACCAGUUUUGUACCUGUUGUGUUUGUGAUGUAAAGAGAGGAAGAGAUUCCUUUAUGUUAUGAGGAAGUUAUUCACCUAUAGAGCCUUUAUAGUCUGACAUUGUUGACUUUUAAGCACAAGACAAAGAGCAAUAGCCUCAAUGGGCUGAGGAUGCUAGUGGUCAAAGUAGGUAUAUUUUAGACUUUUUUUGGCGGAUAGAAGUAAUAGUUUUACUGCUUUCUUCUCCUGUUUAUUCUAAGUGUCAGAUUAUUCAAUUUAGUCAUAGGCUACUGUGCUGUUGCACACCUGAUACAACAGCUGCCAUGUAAUUUGAGAAGAGUUUAAUUAUUAAAGAGAGCUAGUGUCAGAUGUUUCCAAAACAGCAUGCAUCAACACAGUAGCAUUAUUAUAGUCUAGACACUAUGUGCAUGUAGGUUUUCUUGAUUUUGGACCCACUGGAGAAUCAAGAUGUCAAAAGCCAAAGCACUCUACACUUUUCAAAGUGAAAACAAAGAGGAGAUCAGCAUCCAGGAGAAUGAGGAACUGGUUAUCUUCGACGAGAAAUCAGUGGACGGCUGGUUUCAGGGGGAGAACAGCCGAGGGGAGAAGGGUCUAUUCCCAGCAUCCUAUGUGGAAAUUGUUCGCAUUCGCUCAAACUCUAACGUGACGAACAGCUCCAUAAGCCCAGCAGGAUCCUUAGGAAAUGACUCCUCUUUUUUAUCAUCAACCCCAAACACCUCUUUGACUUUGCAGUCGAAUAUCUAUGACAACGAUGAGGAUGAUGAUGAUGACUGGGACGACUGGGAUGACAGGUCCACGGUUGUGGAUGAUGGUGACCACAGGAGCCCUGGGGCCAAUGGACACCUCCAUCACAGCCCACUGUCCAACAAUCCCAACGUGCACUACCGGGCCAAACCACACAUGGAGAGACAGGACAGCAUCUCCAGCUCAAGGAAAGGCAGCAUGGUGGGCAGGAACUUGAACAGGUUUUCCAGCUUUGUCCGCUCAGGGGUGGAAGCAUUUGUGUUGGGGGAUGUACCCAUGAUGGCAAAAAUAGCUGAGUCAUACACCAUUGAGAUGGGUCAAUUGGGGCCAGUUUGGCAGGCGAGCCCACAGCCUUUCUCCUGCUCUGUUGAAGACCCCACAAAACAGACAAAGUUCAAGGGUAUCAAGACGUACAUUUCCUACCGCGUCACGCCGAGCCACAUAGAGCGUCCCGUGUACAGGCGUUACAAACAUUUUGACUGGCUGUACAACCGCUUACUGCACAAGUUCACUGUGAUCUCCGUGCCUCACCUGCCUGAGAAGCAGGCCACUGGGCGAUUUGAGGAAGACUUUAUCGAGAAGCGCAAGAGACGACUGAUACUGUGGAUGAACCACAUGACCAGUCACCCAGUCCUCUCCCAGUAUGAAGGCUUUGAGCACUUUCUGAUGUGUGUUGAUGACAAGCAGUGGAAACUGGGCAAAAGGCGGGCGGAAAAGGACGAGAUGGUUGGUGCCCAUUUCAUGCUGACCCUUCAGAUCCCGAACGAGCACCAGGACCUUCAGGACGUAGAGGAGCGGGUCGACACCUUCAAGGCCUUUGCUAAGAAAAUGGAUGACAGCGUGAUGCAGCUCACACAUGUUGCCUCGGAGCUGGUUCGUAAACACCUGGGCGGGUUCAGGAAGGAGUUCCAGCGGCUGGGAAAUUCUUUCCAAUCGAUUAGCCAUGCUUUCACGCUGGACCCUCCCCACAGCUCUGAGUCCCUCAACAAAGCCAUCUCCCAUACGGGCCGCACCUACGAGAACAUUGGAGAGCUGUUCGCAGAGCAACCUAAGAAUGACCUCUUCCUUAUGCUGGACAAGCUGUCCCUCUACCAAGGCCUGCUCGCCAACUUCCCGGACAUUAUUCAUCUACAGAAAGGUGCCUUCGCCAAGGUGAAGGAGAGCCAGCGGAUGAGUGAUGAGGGGAAGAUGGACCAGGACGAGGCUGACGGCAUCAGGAAACGCUGCCGGACGGUUGGCUUUGCCCUGCAGGCGGAGAUGAGCCACUUCCACCAGCAGCGAGAGGUGGACUUCAAACAGAUGAUGCAGGCCUACCUCACGGAGCAAAUAGCCUUUUACCAGCGUGUUGUCCAGCAACUGGAGCGCACCCUGCGCAUGUAUGACUGUCUGUAAAGACACCAAACUGCUGCUCGGUUCAAGAUGCCAAAAACUAGAGAAGAGAAGGAAAGGAAGAUUUUGACUUUUAUCAACACAUUUUGAGGAGGAUUGGAAGAGUCGGAAAAGCAGAGGGUUAAGCAAUAAUUACUGGAACGACGUACAAAGCCAGUCUUUCACUUUGACGGAUAUAAAGUCAAAACAUUUUGAGAGCUACUGUACCUUUUAUAUUUCUGAGAUACACAUCACAUAGGCAAUGUUGCAGCAUAUUGUUUAUUUUACAUAAUUUAAGGUGAUUGUAACAUUAAAAUAUGAAUUUAGGUUACAGAUUUAUACCUGAUCUGUAUUUUAUUGUGCUACAGUGUAACACCAUGAAACGGGUUCUGUUUUGUCCCCUUCUCUCCAACAUCAUGCACUUUGGAUUCUCCUGGGAGUGAUUCAUGUAGCUUCUAAAAUGUACAAUUACCAAGGAAAACUACUAUAAUAUUCUGGUUCGUUAACCAAUAUCAGAAACACAUUCCAGAUGCUCUUCAACUGAUCAUUUUAGGAUUUUAUUGCAGUCACUGGCAAUGAAAAGAUAGAAUUUUUGGCCAAACCAAUACAAUUAAAGAGGCAAUGCACCCUCCUCUUGCUCAGAUGUUCACUGCAAUUAAAUGCAUAUCAUUUUGUCUGAUAUCUCCUAGUACAAGUCACAAAUAUCUAUGUUAACUUUGCACCAUGUGGAAGACUUACUGAUAUGAUAUUCAGUUUAACAAUGACUUGUCACGUCCAUUUUCACGCAGAGAGUGCCUUUACUUUAUCUGAGGCAUUCUGAUGGAAUAUCUUUAAAAUGGACCAUUUGUCUGUAGUAUGGCUUGUGUUUUAUAGUGGGAAUUAUUUCGAAUGACUUGCAUUUAGUAAAACGUUUGCACAUGUUUUUUAUACAGUAGUGGGUUAUACUGUGGGGUGUGUGUUUAUGUGUGGGUGAGUGAGAUGAACUGCUGUGCUGAUCGAUUCCUCUUUCCAUGGUGUAAAACUAUAUGUUUGAUGUGUAGCAGAAGGCCUAGCCAACAAGUAUGAACGUUAUCAGACAGCUGAGGUGGAUGAACUGGUUGUGUGAUGCAGACGAAAAUGUUUGUAUUAAAUAAUUUAGUUGACAGCAGACCGACAACUUCCUGAGUUGUGUAGUCACAUUAUAUCAGAGUAUCCCACAAUUACUUUAAAUUAUUUGUCAACGAAUCAGGUAACACAGUGGAGAUUCAACUAGCAGGGGGUUAGCUUAGCUUAUCAUGAGGACUGGAAACAGGCUAACAACAAGACUGGCUGUGUCCAAAACUUGUCUCACUAUUUAAAAAUGUCAUAUUUUGUAUUUAUUUAAUAUGUACGAAACCAAAGUGUUAAACUUUAAUUGGUUGUGUCAUGUGUUAAACCACAGUCUGGAUUCUGGUAGACAGAAUGAGUCAGCUGUUUCCAGUCUUUAUGCUAAGCUAAGCUAACUAGCUGCAGACUGUAUUGAUCCUGGAGAUAUCAGGCAAAGUGGUUUCAAUCUUCAACACACAUAUUACCAAAAUGUUGAGCUAUUUCUCAAAGAUAAUAUAUCUUAAUUAACUUCUUACAGCUACGAUUAUGUUGAAGUGUCACGUUUUACAUUUUGUUUUUUAGAUUAGGUCUCCAAAUUUUCCACACAAUAUGAGUUAUAAGUGACAGUAAGGAUUCAAUUUCCACAGUUUGAAUACGUGUUGAUUUCUUAACAACAGUUGCUCCUCUAACAUUACUCAUCCUGCUUAACAAGAAAGAAAAAUAAUCAUGGCAACUUGCGGUUGACGAGACUAGUGUGUCAACAUUAGAGUUUAAUGUGGAGUCUGUGUUGCAUUAUCAGCAUUACAUCGAGUAGCGGAGGGAUAUUUUUCGUGAGCUUUACACGCUUUUCCUAGAGCAAUUUCCAGUGUUUAUUCUUCAGCUGUGAGACACUGAUAAUUCAUCUUGAUGGAAGAGGGUCUGAUCUGUCAGUGGUGUGUUUGGGUGUGGAUGAAACGUUAAAAGAAAAAUGAUUUUCUGACAUCUCUGCCUGGUGUUCAUGAGUGUCAGAAUUUGAGUUUCAAGCCUUAUUAUGGAUCUGCCACAACAAAGAAGUGCUGAUCAGUGCAGGUUUCAGUAAACAAAUGUCCCUGUAUGUGAGAGUGUGUGCAUGACUCAGAUAUGAGUGUCUCAGUUACUGGUACUGUUCAGUCCACAUCUGCAGCCUUUAAUGCUUUGCUGUCUGAAACUGGUGUUGUUUAUGUCUAUUUUUGAACAAACAUUUCCUUUUCCUACUUCAGCAUUUCUAUCUAUAUCUGUCAGCAGUUGCACUCAAUUGCAGUUUCUUUGAGACCAAAGAAGUCAGACAUGUUCUGCUUCCUUUUUUACUCUGUUAGGUUAAAGUGAAAUCUAAUGUGCUGUCUGCUUUUGUAAUUGAAUCUGUUCUACUCUAAGGAAAAUGUGAAGAGAGAAUUUGGAAAAUCUAACAAAAACACAUUCCAUGAAGAAACUUUCGGACAAAAAAAAGACAGAUUUUGGGCGAAAGAAAGACAUGCAAGGUGAAAAGGAAAUGGGGUGAAAAACCAUUAGGGAAGUGCUUGAAACCCCAAUCAGGUUUCAGAAUGAGACUUUCCUCUCAUGUUCCAGAGCUGCAUGAUAAGUUAAAUGCCAGGCAUUUCACAGAGGUGGACUCUUAACACGCAUGUGUGACCGGGUGAGGUGCAGGAACUUCAGUUUCAGUCUCUGGAAUAACAGAUGGUGUUUUUCCGUAAGUAAUUUGUCACUUGAUUUAAGGGAAGGGGACUGAAAAAUGUUAAUAAAAGCAAUGAGGCUGAA